Caenorhabditis elegans is the source of this 1486-nucleotide messenger RNA. It is a transcript of the gene gtnt-44, whose product is annotated as Glycosyltransferase family 92 protein. Gene Ontology annotation, molecular function: glycosyltransferase activity. The record is from RefSeq and is marked reviewed. The transcript has 5 exons. The coding region runs from base 60 to 1466 and encodes 468 amino acids. NCBI's taxonomy places the organism in Eukaryota, Metazoa, Nematoda, Chromadorea, Rhabditida, Rhabditidae. Gene Ontology annotation, cellular component: membrane.
AUCCUUACCAUCUCUCCCUCUCUCACUCACUCUUCUUGUUCACUAAAUCUCAAUUCAAAAUGUUUUCUGCCACGUCAUCAUCAUCAUCAAUGCCACCUUCUCAGAGCCCAUUCGAAAAAUUACCACGGCAUCAAAAUAUUCGAUAUCACGAAAAAUGCUUCUCAAUUCCACUUCAUACACUUAACUAUUUUCUAUGCGUUAUUAUUUUUUAUUUCUUUGUUUUCACUAUAUUUUAUCACGAACGUUAUGGUGGAAAACCUGAAAAUGUUCAAGUUACAUCAGCAAUUUAUGAUUCAAAUUCAAACGAACUGUCAUUAAUCUUUCUAUUUGAUUCUUCAAUUCGUCGACGGGAAAUAUUCCUUGGAUUUGGUCCAAAUGACUCAAAAACAUCAAGAAAUGAAACUCAAAUUGAGCUUAAACCACCACCCGGAUUUGUUGAUAACUCACAAAUUUCAAUUUGGUCAUCAAUUGAAAAGGAAAAACCCCAGUCUUUAACUGUGAAUGCAGAACAUCCAAAGUCAUUGCUUUUACGAGAUCACACAGGACAUCCAUAUUUAGAAUUACCACUUCAAGAACCAUACUCCGAUUUUCGCGACAUUGUUAGUUGUUUCAGUCCAAUUUAUGGAGAUUUUGAGAUGGUUUUAACAGCUUUAACAUCAUCCAUAUCAAUGGGAUCAUUUGUUAGUAUACCAUAUGAAGAGCUUACUGGAGAGCUUUACAAGUUUCUACGUGUAUUUGAAAAAACGGGACAUGUCAGGUUAACUGCAUUUCCAAUGAUACGUCAUCAGCCUCGCUUCGAUUCGGAAAAUGAAAAUUAUCAUUUGAAAAUGAUCAAACUUAAAACAGAUUUAACGCAUUUGCAUUGUUGGCUAAUGCAUAAAAACCGGGCCAAAUUCAUGAUCUUCCAAAACUCUGCUGAAAUUGUUUUACCGAUUUCCUCGACGCUGGAAAAUCCCAAUUACGCCUCUGAAUUUACACGAAUAUUUGAAACACCACGAGUUGAAGGAUAUGAUAUUUUAGAAUAUAAUGUCAAAAUUUCAACGGAUAAACGCUUAGGCGACUUUUCGGAUUUCUCCAUCAGGCAGACAAUUGAAGCAGCAAAAGCAGAAGAAUUAACCGGAAAUUCUAAAACAUUAAUCAUGAGAAUGCAUUCUCCAACUCCACAGAAUCUCUUAAAACGCGGUAAAAUGUAUCCAUUUUUCAAAAAUUUCCCAUCUCCACCACAAGUUAUUCCAAAGAAAACAUUGGACAAAUUGGAUACAAUAACAGAAAUAAUUGAAGAAUCUGAUGCAUUCUGGACACUUAUCAAAGAAUGUUCAGAAAAUUCGAAAUCUUGGAAAUGCUCGUCAAGAAAAUGUGUAAGACCAUCAGUUAGACAUCGAUCUCUUCAUGGAUGGUAUUCAUAUGAUAUUCAUUUUUCUAAAUUUUUGAAUGUUGAAAGUUUUUUUUGUUCAGAUUUUCAAUAAACUUUUAAGAAAAGAAUAAU